UGGAUAAGCACAAAAAUACAGAGAGCAUGGUGGAGCUUCUGGACUUGUAUCAGAUGGAGGAUGAAGCCUACUGCAGCCUUGCAGAAGCCACAACUGAACUCUAUCAGUAUUUACUACAGCCAUUUCGAGACAUGAGAGAACUAGCCAUGCUACGAAGACAGCAGAUCAAGAUUUCCAUGGAGAAUGAUUAUCUGGGACCCAGAAGAAUUGAGAGUCUACAAAAAGAAGAUGCUGAUUGGCAGCGGAAAGCUCACAUGGCUGUACUGUCUAUUCAAGAUCUUACUGUCAAGUAUUUUGAAAUAACAGCUAAAGCUCAAAAAGCUGUGUAUGAUCGAAUGCGAGCAGAUCAGAAGAAAUUUGGUAAAGCAUCAUGGGCAGCAGCUGCUGAACGUAUGGAAAAACUCCAGUAUGCAGUUUCUAAGGAGACUUUGCAGAUGAUGCGAGCUAAAGAGAUCUGUUUGGAACAGAGAAAACAUGCAUUAAAAGAAGAGAUGCAGAGUUUGCAGGGUGGUACAGAAGCCAUAGCCCAACUGGAUCAGUUAGAAUCUGAUUAUUAUGAUCUGCAACUUCAGUUGUAUGAAGUACAGUUUGAAAUCUUGAAGUGUGAAGAGUUACUAUUGACAGCACAACUGGAAAGCAUCAAAAGACUUAUAUCAGAAAAGAGAGAUGAAGUGGUAUACUAUGACACUUAUGAAAGCAUGGAGGCCAUGCUGGAGAAGGAAGAGAUUGCAGCAUCUGUGCACUUACAGAGAGAAGAGCUGCAGAAACUUCAGCAGAAAGCACGCCAGCUGGAAGCAAGACGUGGACGGGUUUCAGCCAAGAAAGCCUACCUCAGAAAUAAAAAGGAAAUUUGCAUUGCAAAACACAAUGAAAAAUUCCAACAGCGCUUUCGGAGUGAAGAUGACUAUAGAACCCAUCACACAGUACAGCUGAAGAGAGAAAAAUUACAUGAUGAAGAAGAAAGAAAAAGUGCGUGGGUUAGCCAAGAGAGACAGAAAACGCUGGAUAGACUUCGAACAUUUAAACAGAGAUAUCCUGGGCAAGUCAUACUUAAAUCAACCAGAUUACGACUGGCUCAUGCAAGAAGAAAAAGUGCAGCAAGUCCUGUGUCCCUUGAGGUCCAGUGUGACUCUCUACCAGAAGUGUUGCAGAUAGAAGAGAAAACUGAAGAGAUGGGAGAAGGAAGAGGCAAGUUUGGGUCAUCACAGACAACAGAACCCCAGAGCCUUGCACAACUUGAAGAUACUUCAUUAGCACAACUUGAAGCCACUUCAUUACCUCUCAGUGGGGUUACCUCUGAACUGCCUCCCACUGUCUCUCUUCCACUUUUGAAUAAUAAUGAACUUGAACCAUGUUUUGUUAGCAUAGAUCCACUCCCACCACCUCUUUAUCCAUCACCACCUCCUCCCCCACCACCGCCCCCUCCCCCACCUCCACCACCUUUGCCUGUUGCUAAGGACAACACCCCAGAGACACUGGAGAAAGGUCUGCCCACCAAGGAGGGGAACGAGAAGAGGAUCCCUAAGUCUGCCAGUGCCCCCUCAGCACACCUGUUUGACAGCAGCCAGCUUGUCAGUGCCCGGAAGAAGCUCAGAAAGACUGCUGAAGGUUUGCAAAGGAGGAGAGUGAGCUCUCCCAUGGAUGAGGUGCUAGCUUCCUUGAAGCGUGGUAGUUUUCAUCUGAAAAAGGUUGAACAGCGAACUCUGCCUCCUUUUCCUGAUGAAGAUGAUAGCAAUAAUAUCUUGGCACAAAUAAGGAAAGGGGUAAAAUUGAAGAAGGUACAAAAGGAAGUUUUGAGAGAAUCCUUCACACUUCUGCCUGAUACAGACCCUCUAACACGGAGCAUACAUGAAGCUCUCAGAAGAAUUAAAGAAGCAUCCCCUGAAUCAGAAGACGAAGAGGAGGUUUUGCCUUGCACAGACUGGGAGAACUAAUAAGCAACUUAACAGAAAGAAGAAAAAUACCUACCGCUGAAGAUUGGUUCUGAUUCUUUUGGAAAACAACAGUUUAAGCACUUGGUUCCAGAAAUUGGAUUCCAUUAGAUCCAAAGUGUAUUGCCUCAUUGGUGUCGGGGGGAAAAAAAGGAAGUACAACUGGCAGAUUAUUGCUUUCCAGUCAUUCCAGUAGAUGGUGGUUAACAUAAGUUUAAGUCCAAUGUUUCUGACUGCAAUCGAGGAAAGGCCUUCUGGAGAUUCCGUUUUUUUAUGCAUCUCCCCCUCCUGUCCACCCAUUUACAUCCUUGUAGUGGCCAAUUAAGCUAGGGGUCAUGAUGAAUUGGAAUAACACUGGGUUGACAGAUCUACUGUGAGCUGUAUUGGGACUGCUUUGAGAUCCAUCUUUCAGUGCACUGAAAAAUCUGAAAAUACAGAGCUUCUUCUAUAUAAAUAGUGUGACACUGAAAAAAGUGUAUCAUCAUAAUAGCUAUACAUCAGGAAUUAAAAGAAAUCACAUGGAAAUGCACUUAAAAGUUCACAUCACUGAUCUCCAAAGGAAUUUUCAUAAAGAUGUUCAACAACAUCUGAAAAGAUACAUAGCGAUGGAGAUACACCUAUUUAAUGUGUUUACCACAACACGAUACAUUUAACAUGGCAUAUUUUUAGAAGGCCACACAAUCUUACACUUUGUAAGGUUUUGAAGUAAAAAAAUUUUACUUUUAAACAACUCUUCAUAUUCAGAAUUUAUAAUAGUUUGAAUUUUAUGUGCAACAUCGUUUAUGAGAAGCAAUACUUCGUAAUUUGAUAGUAUUUCAACUUAUUAGUCUUUUUUUCUUUGAACUAUUGCUUGAUUACUGUAACUCACAUGACUUUCCUAUUAAGAAUCAAAAAAAUCAAGAUUCAUUAAUAGGGAUGCAGAUCUUAACUCUUUUUAUCAUGCACCAUUUUAAGUUUUUAUGCUCCACGGUGAAAAGCAUGUUCUCUACAAAGAUGCAGAAACUAGACAAGCAGAAAAGUCUCCUUGCCUGGCAUUUCACUAUCUUCAUAUGCUUUGAAUGGGAUUUUAGGAGAGAACCUUUGUUAUUGUCACUAAGUUAUUAAACGUAUGUAUGUAGCUCUAGGUGCUGAUUUGUUGUAAUGGAGUCCUGAAGGAUACAUUUAUAUGAAUGGAGACAUUAUGGAUUUUCAGCAGGACUGUUGUGGGCUUGAAUGAAGGUAGAUAUAUGGGACCCAGUUUAUAGUACUCUGUAGAGUGUAAUUCUGCAUAAGAUAGGUCUUUGCCUUUAUAUGGAGGGAGCUAAGGACAGAAGUACCAAAAAGAACUUUUAUUUUUUAUAAGGCAGUUCUCUGGCCCAGACCCAGACCCAGACAGCAGUACUAGAGUAAAAGCCCUCCAAUGUAUAUGAAUUGGUGUUUCUGAAGAAGAAAAUGCUCACACCCUUGUCAUUUUAAAAUGAGAUUUUCUGGGCCAGCCUGUGGCUCACUU
This is a messenger RNA of Galeopterus variegatus (Sunda flying lemur), 3420 nucleotides long. Its product is annotated as junction-mediating and -regulatory protein. Gene Ontology annotation, cellular component: cytoplasm; nucleus. The record is from RefSeq and is a predicted model, not a curated record. NCBI's taxonomy places the organism in Eukaryota, Metazoa, Chordata, Mammalia, Dermoptera, Cynocephalidae. Bases 27 to 1934 code for a protein of 635 amino acids. Gene Ontology annotation, molecular function: Arp2/3 complex binding; transcription coactivator activity; actin binding. The transcript is spliced from 11 exons. Gene Ontology annotation, biological process: positive regulation of apoptotic process; 'de novo' actin filament nucleation; intrinsic apoptotic signaling pathway by p53 class mediator.